CUAGUGAGGAUCUAAGUGAAAACAAAAGAAAAGAAAAGGAAUGUUGUCAAAGUGGAAAACUCUGCUGCCACGUUAAACAGCUGUAAUAACAGAUGCCAGGGAAUUUAACUGCAUGCAAAACAUGGAGAUGGAAUCUUGGAGAUGUGGUCACUAUGGUUACGAAGCUUCCUCCUACGUCACUACCGGCGGUCGCCAGGAAGAACAGCGCGUGCGUGCGGCUGCCGAUGAAUGAAACCGAACAGCAAACUUCAUUCAUUCAUUUCACCUGCCGAGCAGAUUUGACGGUGUUGGCCGACAGUCACAUGUGAGCUCGUGCAGCCGGCUCCAGUGUGCCAUCCUGACUCACCUCCUGUCACUGCCACCUCUCUUUGCUAGGAGUCCGUCCGCAUGCUGGUGACUGUAGCUGGACGUCCCUGCCUCUAAGUGUGUGUGUGGGUGUGUGUGAGUGUGUGUGUGUGGGUGUGUGUGUGUGAAGAGCCCGUGUGUGCCAUGUCGGUGUCAGUGAUCAUAAAGUGGGGAGGUCAGGAGUACUCCAUCAGCUCCCUGUCGGAGGAGGACACGGUGAUGGACCUGAAGCAGUCCAUCAAGACCUUGACCGGGGUGCUGCCAGAGAGACAGAAGCUGCUGGGACUCAAGGUUAAAGGUAAACCAGCAGAGGACGAGGUGAAGCUGGGCUCUUUGAAGCUGAAGCCCAACACCAAGAUCAUGAUGAUGGGCACCAGAGAGGAGAGCCUGGAAGACGUUUUAGCCCCUCCCCCCGAGAACGAUGACGUGGUCAAUGAUUUUGACAUCGAGGAGGAGGUCAUCGAAGUGGAGAACAGAGAGGAGAACCUGGCUAAGAUAGCCCGCAGAGUGAAAGACUACAAGGUGGAGGAGAUGAACGCUCCCAGAGAAGGAAAGCGGCUGCUGGUCCUGGACGUGGACUACACACUGUUCGAUCACAAGUCGUGUGCAGAAACGGGUCAGGAGCUGAUGAGACCAUACCUCCACGAGUUUCUGACAUCAGCCUACGAGGACUACGACAUUGUCAUCUGGUCUGCUACAAGUAUGAAGUGGAUUGAUGCCAAAAUGAAAGAGCUGGGAGUGACGGACAACCCAAACUACAAGAUAACGUUCAUGUUGGACAGCGCAGCGAUGAUCACAGUGCACACCCCGAAGAGAGGCGUCGUCGAGGUGAAGCCUCUGGGUGUGAUAUGGGGGAAGUACGGAGAAUUUUACAACAGGAAGAACACCAUAAUGUUUGAUGACAUUGGACGAAACUUCCUCAUGAAUCCACAGAAUGGACUGAAGAUCCGGCCCUUCAUGAAGGCCCAUCUCAACAGGGAGAAGGACAGGGAGCUGUACAAACUGGCUCAGUACCUCAAAGAAAUUGCCAAGCUUGAGGACUUCAGUGGACUCAACCACAAACACUGGGAAAGGUACCUGUCGAAGAGGCAGCACCACUGAGAGGGGACGGCAUCCUCGACAAAGACUGGGGCUGGGCAAGAACAUCCCAUCAUCCACUACUCACUCACACACACACACACACACACACACACACACAGACACACACUCGACUAUUACAAGUCCUUCGUUUCAAACCUUACAACAGAUCCAACACUAACCCUCCUGCUGACAACACUCAAAAGCUCAGGACUGAGAUGGGCUUCCCAAUUUCUAUAUUUGCAUGUUCUCUGUCUCUCUCCCGAGUCUCACACCUUGUUUUAUUUCAAGUGUUAUUUGCAUUUAUUCCAGAAAUAAUUCCAGUUGCUACCAGUCAGUGUGGCAAAAAUCCACCUGUGUGGGUUAAAAAACAACUUCUUCAUGCCAACUUGUCUAAAAUACAUCUUGAAAUCCAGUCAAACAGCUUCUGAAAAAAAAGUCUGAGCUCUGUUAAACCUGCUUGAUCCUGCAGAUUGCUGAGGUUUACAGCAUUUUCACAUUAAUUAAUGUUUCUACCAAGUAACUUUAAAAAAAGAGAGACUUAUACUUAGUGUCAUCCACCUGUACAACGCUUACGUUUACAUCUUUAAGAAGUAAGGAUUGAAAAGGAUUAAAUCUGAAGUUCAGAGGAAAAUAAUUAAUAAAAACAAGUUACAUAAAUGUAUCUAAAAAUGAGGAUAUAUCCACAGUUUAAAGGUGCAAUGUGUUAAGAAUUUUAGUUGAAAACAUUCUGAACAGAAUGAAGAAGAAUCUGUUUUGACGUCUGAACUGUCUGAGAGAUCUAGUUAGCAUGCUGACCAGCUAGCACCGGUGCUUCUGCUAGCAGUGUGAAGUCUGAUCCAAGUCUGAGUCUUACUGCAGUACAUUCAACAUCAAACCCACAUCUGAAACCCAAACAGUUGAAUGAUAAUAUGCAAUAAUCCUCAAAGCUGGUCGUAGCAAAAUACUUCAAAACAAUUGAUGUACAAGCUGUUGUUCCUCCACCAGACUCAGGCCUGUCAGCAGAGGGCGACACAGGUGUACAGGUGACGGUCAGGUGAAUCGCUGUGUGAGCAUCUCCGUUGUUACAUGCCACCGCUGUGGACGCACACAGUCGAUGGGUUCUAGUUUUUGUUUAGUUUUUUUGAUGCAGAAUUCGUGGGUCAGUGUUUUGUUUAGAGAUUUUACUGAAACGACAUGGUAACUUGAAAUGUUAACGAACAAAGCGAGGAGGAGGGAUGAUGAUGAUGACGAUGAUGAUGAUGAUGAAACACUCAUUUCACAGUUUGUUCUUCAGUUGCUUCUUCAUCAUCUGCACUUAUUGUUAACGUGUAUUUUAAGUUAUGGGUGAAGAAGGCGGAGGUGUUUCUCCUCCUCAUGAACAAGUAGCACCUGAAGCUCUUGGAAACGGGGGGAUGUGAUUUUUCUUUCAGAUCUUGUCAAGUUUACAGCUCUCUUUUCAACUCCUCUUCAUUUUUUAAGAUCUGCCUUUUUGUGUUUUCCUCUUCACAUCCCCGACUUCCUGGCUGUAAAUAUGACAAUAAACCUUUUUUUUGUACCAAUA
Acanthopagrus latus (yellowfin seabream) is the source of this 2965-nucleotide messenger RNA. It is a transcript of the gene ublcp1, whose product is annotated as ubiquitin-like domain containing CTD phosphatase 1. The transcript has 12 exons. The record is from RefSeq and is a predicted model, not a curated record. Gene Ontology annotation, cellular component: nucleus. Lineage: Eukaryota; Metazoa; Chordata; Actinopteri; Spariformes; Sparidae. Bases 490 to 1446 code for a protein of 318 amino acids. Gene Ontology annotation, molecular function: protein binding; protein serine/threonine phosphatase activity. Gene Ontology annotation, biological process: protein dephosphorylation.